Molecule: messenger RNA, 1140 nt
Organism: Penaeus indicus
Lineage: Eukaryota; Metazoa; Arthropoda; Malacostraca; Decapoda; Penaeidae
Product: mucin-2-like
Exons: 7
Coding region: 1-1140 (379 amino acids)
Source: RefSeq, a predicted model, not a curated record
AUGGAAAACGACCCCGACCGCUUGCCAGUGAGCCUUCGUCCAACCUACCAUAAAGACGAGAAUCCGGACCUUCCAUCGGUUCAAACAACACAGGAUCCCACAGAACAACACAGGAUUCCACAAAACAACACAGGAUCCCACAGAACUAAAUCGCACCCCACAGGACCCCACAGGACCUACAGACUUACACAGAGGACCCCACAAAUAAUGACGCAGGACCCCCUCAAAAAUACACACAGGACCCAGCAGACUCACUCAGGACCUUGCCGACGACUUAACCUUCAGGAAUUUCCUCCCUCAGCCUCAACCUCGCCUUCGGAAUCAUACACUGCCCCUUCUAACAUCAACAGACUGUCCCUUACAACACCAAGACACUGCCCCUUCCGACAUCAAGACACUGUCCCUUACAACACCAAGACACUGUCCCUUCCAACAUCAACAGACACUGUCCCUUACAACACCAAGACACUGCCCCUUCCAACAUCAACAGACACUGCCCCUUCCAACAUCAACACACACUACACUGCCCCUCCCAACAUCAACAGACACUGCCCCUUCCAACAUCAACAGCCCCUUCCAACAUCAACAGACACUGCCCCUUCUAACAUCAACAGACUGUCCCUUACAACACCAAGACACUGCCCCUUCCGACAUCAAGACACUGUCCCUUACAACACCAAGACACUGUCCCUUCCAACAUCAACAGACACUGUCCCUUACAACACCAAGACACUGCCCCUUCCAACAUCAACAGACACUGUCCCUUACAACACUGCAGUCACACCUACUGUCCUUCCACCAUCGAAGCCACCCCUCCUGCCCCUUCCAACACGCUGCUACUUCCAGCACCACUUCCACCGUCCCGCCUCCAUAACAGCAGCGACUCUCCUCUCAUUCCUGACUCUCCUUGUGUGGCUCUCCCUUACAGUGGUUCUCCCUUACAGUGACUCUCCCUUACAGUGGCUCUCCCUUACAGUGGUUCUCCCUUACAGUGGUUCUCCCUUACAGUGGAUUCUCCCUUACAGUGGAUUCUCCCUUACAGUGGAUCUCCCUUACAGUGGAUCUCCCUUACAUGACUCUCCUGGGCCGCCCUCUCUCUACGAUCACAACAGCCCUUCUCAGCUGCUCACUUGCUUCUAA